Seminavis robusta is the source of this 645-nucleotide messenger RNA. The record is from the annotation of a GenBank genome assembly. NCBI's taxonomy places the organism in Eukaryota, Bacillariophyta, Bacillariophyceae, Naviculales, Naviculaceae.
AUGGUAUUUUAUUUCAAGUCACUGGAUGGUGAGUUUUCGUACUACAUGGGAAAAGACAAGUACGAGAAUGAAGAUUUGAUCAAAUACGGCUUGCCCGAAGAUGUCUGGUUCCAUGUGGACGAUUUGAGUUCCGCUCAUGUCUAUUUGCGCAUGAAACCCGGCAUGACGUUGAAUGACAUUCCCGAACCGAUUUUGCUCGAGUGUUCUUCUCUCGUCAAGGCCAAUUCGAUUGUGGGGUGUAAGAAAAGCUCGGUCUACGUGGUGUACACUCGUUGGAAGAAUUUGAAAAAGACGGCGAGCAUGGUGGAUGGUCAAGUGGGCUUUCACCGUCCCGAAAAUGUGCGUCGCAUGCAAGUGGAAAAGAACAAUCCCAUUGUACGACAAAUUGAAAAGACGAGAGUGGAAGAGUAUCCCGAUUUGUUUCAACAACAGCAACAACGAGAAAAGGAAAUUCAACGACAAAAGAAGGAGCAACACAAACUCGACCUCAAGGCCAAACAGGCGGCCGCCGCACAAGCACGGCAAGAAAAGGAAGCACGGAGUUACGAUCGCAUCAUGACGACCGACAACAUGACCAGUAAUACCGAACUCAAGGCGUCAGCAGAUACAUCGGCAGCAGAAGAAUUCGAAGAUGAUUUCUUUUGA